Molecule: messenger RNA, 3681 nt
Organism: Porites lobata
Lineage: Eukaryota; Metazoa; Cnidaria; Anthozoa; Scleractinia; Poritidae
Source: the annotation of a GenBank genome assembly
GCUUCGGACUUAGCCUAAAACGGGUCACUUGGAUCUUGUUGGACUCACAGUGCUUAGAUCUCUUCCGAAAACAUCAUGAUAGAGGCACCACCAUAUGUAUUGUGAGAGAGUAUUGAGUAUCAAGAACAUAAAGAGGCAAUUAUUGAGACAAAACAUUGCUGAACAGGGGCAGAACUGACCAUGAUAGCAGAUAAAAUCUGAUACUGCUGAACUGAACAGUUAUCCUAGAGAACAAUUAACUCUUCAUCAUGACCAAGAUCUUGGACUUUGACUCUGCGUUACAACACAUCGGAGAAUUUGGCCGCCAUCAAAAGAAAAUCUACCUCCUGGUUAAUCUGAUCUGUAUUCCUUUUUCUGCUACAAUGUUGAUUAUCGUUUUUGUUGGAGCCGUCCCCGAAUGGAAAUGUCCUUCACCAACUGGCCCGUUGUCACACUGUAACUCAAGCCAUCCUGGUUGUUGUGAUAAACACGGUUCUCUUUGUCCUGGAGCGGAAUACACAUCAAAAUUUACUUCCAUCGCGACCGAAUGGAACUUAGUUUGUGACAGUCGUUACAAAACGGAGCUGACUCAAUCAAUCUUUGUAGCUGGACAUAUGUUUGGUGGUCUCAUCUUUGGUAUUUUGUCUGAUAAAUAUGGUCGACGACGACCUUGGCUUUUUGUGUACUUUGCCGGUGCCAUUUUAGCUCUUAUGUCUAGUGUAGUAUCAUAUUACGAGGAAUUCCUGGUCUUGAGAUUUGCUAUGGGUUUGUUAAAUGGUGGAGGGGGUCUAACAACAUACGUGAUUUCAACAGAAUCAAUUGGACCGGCUUAUCGAGGUGAGCUGAUUGUAUAACAUUACAACCAGGUGAGAUCUGGAAUAAAUUAUUACAGGGUGCAGAGAAAGUCGGUUUUACGGCUUGCCAUUCAGGCAAGUUGUUGCUAGUAUGUACUAGCCCAAGAGUCUUUUAAGUAGCCCCAAAACAAUUUUUGAUGAGCAGCAUUGAUUGGGUGAUUCCAGAAAAUAUCCAUACCCUACCACGGGUGGCAUGAGUAUUUUAACCCCCCCUUGCCCUCGGAAAUUCCAAAAUGCUUAUCCCCCCCUUGCCCUCCGAAUUCCAAAAUCGCUAACCCCCCCCCUCUCCUCCGGAAUUUUCCACUUUUGUUUCAGACCCUUUGGAAUUCCUGUUCGUCUGCCUAAAUCUUCAAACGAACGAGAAACUUGCACUUUUUCCCUCUGCAAAAGAAUUCUGUUCACAAUUUUUAGUCAGACGAUCAAGCAACUCAAGUUUGUUAACAUUAGUACACCGUACCUAUUCCUUCUAAGCAUUAUCUUUAAGCUGCUUACCACCUAAUAGAAAUAUACGUCCGUUUAAGGAUAUCAGCUCCUCGAAUAAGUAGUUAUUUCGUGGUAUGGUAUGGAUAUUUUCUGGAAUCACCCAUUACAGUUCUUCUGUAAUUUGAAUUUCCUCCAAAAAUUGACCUGUUAAGAACAGGAUUCACUAGCCCGAUUGCAAAAUCUGCUAGCCCCGGGCUAUCGGACAUGACUUUCUUUGCAUGCUGUAUUGGAACCCUAUUUUUAAUUUGUGGAUAUGCAACACUUAGGCCUGGUUCAAAUGUUGGAUUUCACAUGUAUUUAUGCAACUAAGCAAGAACAAUAGAUUUUUUUCAUUCACGUCAAAUUUGGUGCAUGUAAUAUGUGAUGUUUGAACCAGGCCUUAGGAACCUGGAGGGGAGGAGUUACGUGAUCAAUAUUUGGGUAUAGGUGAGGUGCUGAGGGUUGGAAACCCUGAUGUCAUUCAGGGCAAAAAAAUUUGUUAAAUACAUACCCUGUUUAGGACAACACCCUUAAUAUUAUUACCCUGUUUAAUUUAGGACAAAGGACAAAAUGCACUCCAGAGCAAAUUCACAUUAUAGUCAUUGCUUUUAUAUACUUGCAGUACAAACAAAAUUCAUCUAGCAAAUUGAAUCAAUAUUGCAGGCAAUAACCUUUUGACAGACACACAAAAUUAUGUGCCCUGUUUAGGACAGAGACUAAGGUAAAAAACCAUGCCCUGUCUGGCGGCACAUCCCCGUAUGGGCCAUUUAAGGGAGUACCCCCUGCCCUCGGCAUAGGAAUAAGUUUUUGUGGGCACUUUGAUAUGUAAAUGUGUCACUCACUCCCACAUUCACUCACUACAGUGGAUGCCUGUUAAUACGGUCACUAAUGGGCCAAAAAAAAUUGGCCGUAUUAAUGGGGUGGCCGUAUUACUGGGGCACGCUCAAAUUGCAUGACUUGUGAGCUGUAAUGACAAUACACCAUAUAUCACAUUCACUGUACUGUUCUCAUUAAUAAACAAAAUAAACAACCGGAAUGUAGUUAUUGCAUCCAGUAAUUGAAAAACUACAUAAAAUUUUCCUUCAGUACUUGAAAGUCUUUUAAAAUUCGGCUAUAAAUUUCCGCAAGUGAAUUUUAAGUGUACUGUAGUCUAAAAACAGUACAAGAAUGAGCUCAGAUUGAUAUGUCGCAGGCAUUUUAAUUUUCUAAAUUUCAAACGUGUAGCCAUAUCAACGGGGUGAAAUUAUAAGAGAUUCUGCUGUUUGGGAUUUUCAAAUGCGGCCGUUGGCUGUAUCAAGGGAGUUUAUCAUAAGUAAAUGUAUGGCUGUUUUGCCAGGCCGAAAAAAACUGGCAUAUUAACAAGGUGACCUCAUUACUGAGGUGGCCGUAGGUGGGGUUCCACUGUAACUUUUUUACUCUGUUUUUUUAUUUAUUUUAGCAACAGCUGGAACGUGGCAACAUGCAUUUUACAACAUUGGUUAUGUGAUCCUGGCUCUUGAAGCAUAUCUCAUUCGUGAUUGGAGGACACUGACAGUCAUUUCCGUUCUUCCCUAUUUCAUUUUAAUACUGUUUGUUAACAAAAUCCCAGAAUCUCCAAGGUGGCUGGCAUCACAAGGCCGAACAAGAGAAGCAGAAACCAUCAUGAGAAAAAUUGAAGCAGAAAAUGGCUACCACAAUAGUGACAAGAUAAUUUUGAAAACAGAGACAAAGCAUGGUGUUGAAUCAUCCCAGUAUGGAACAAUGGACUUAUUUACUCACAAGUCAGUAUUUAUUAUAACAAUAAUUAUGAUGAUAACAUGGUGCAUGAAUAGUAUGGUGUAUUAUGGACUUGUCUUAAAUGUCAAAAACCUUGAAGGAAGCCUGUAUGUUAACUUUGCACUUGGCAGCCUGAUUGAUCUACCCUCAUGUGCUGCAACACAGUUUCUCCUUUCAUGGCUUGGGCGUAGACAAAGUUUAAUUUGUCUUUUUAUUGUUGGGAGCAUGUUUUGUUUCUUGUGUAUGGUUUUUCAAUCUCAAGGUGGUCAGAAUGUAGCUGCCAUUUCCACAGCAGCAUUUGGUGGCAGGUUUUGUCUAUCUGCCUCAUUUGCUGUAUUGUAUGUUUACGCUUCAGAACUCUUCCCAACUGUAGCUCGCAGUGCAGGUAUGGGUAUAUCAAGUUUGUCUGCCAGGAUUGGUGGAAUUAUUGCACCCUUUAUAGUCCUGUUAGGGGAUCAUCAUAUUUUUUUGCCCAUGUUUGUUUUUGCAUGUGCUGCCUUGUUUGCUGGUGUUGUAGGUUUGAGACUUCAUGAGACAAAAGGAAAACCAUUACCAGAGACAUUUGAAGACCUUCAGUGAUAAAAACUAAUUAUAUGGUCCUUCUCCCUGGUUCAAUGUAUCUUUCUUUUUU